Molecule: messenger RNA, 2011 nt
Organism: Drosophila miranda
Lineage: Eukaryota; Metazoa; Arthropoda; Insecta; Diptera; Drosophilidae
Product: probable cytochrome P450 12a5, mitochondrial
Exons: 4
Coding region: 16-1611 (531 amino acids)
Molecular function (GO): monooxygenase activity; oxidoreductase activity, acting on paired donors, with incorporation or reduction of molecular oxygen; iron ion binding
Source: RefSeq, a predicted model, not a curated record
UUCCUAACAAGCUAAAUGUUGAAAGUGCGCAGCGGUCUAUCUAUACUUCAGGCGCAAAAAGCAGCCCUCUCUGUCAGCAGUCCGCUGCGUUGGCAGCCCACAGCAGCUGUAGCAGAGCCCAGAAAUGAUGCAGCGUGGCUACAAGCUCGUCCCUUUGAUCAGAUUCCUAGUACAACUUUUCUGUCUACUGUUCGGAAUUUUAUGCCUGGAGGAAAAUAUAGCAAACUGGACAUUGUGAAAUUGUUCAAAGCUUUGCAAGACGACUAUGGAAACAUAUUAUAUUUACCAGGUAUGAUGGGAGGUACGUCAUACCUGAUGACUCACAAUCCCAAGGACUUCGAGGUCGUGUUCCGGAACGAAGGAGUGUGGCCGCAUCGGCCUGGCAGCGAUACUCUUCGCUAUCAUCGGAAGACUCAUAGAAAGGAUUUCUUCCAGGGAGUGGAGGGAGCUUUACCCACACAAGGAAAAACCUGGAGCGACUUUCGAUCGGCUGUAAGUCCUGUCCUAAUGCAGCCGAAGAACGUGCGGCUUUACUAUAAAAAGAUGUCACAAGUGAACCAGGAUAUGUUCUCCCCCCUUCACAGUAUUAAAGCACUCCGUGAUAUCGAUACCCAGGAAGCUCCAGAUGAUUUCUUAAACGUUAUAAAUCGGUGGACCCUCGAGUCAGUCUCUGUGGUGGCUCUGGACAAGCAGUUGGAACUGCUCAAAGAGUCGGGCGAUAACGACCAGGCUGUGUUACUUUUCAAGUACCUGGACGAUUUUUUUGAAUUAACAGCCGAUCUGGAGAUGAAGCCCUCCAUCUGGCGUUACGUUAAAACACCCAAGCUAAUGAAGCUAAUGAAGUCCCUAGAUGGCGUUCAAGAAAUAACUUCAGCGUAUGUAGACGAAGCUAUAGAGCGUCUAGAGAAAGAGGCCAAGGAGGGUGUUGUCCGCCCUGAGAGCGAGCAGAGUGUACUGGAAAAGCUGCUCAAGAUCGCCAAAAAGGUGGCGGCGGUUAUGGCCAUGGACAUGCUAAUGGCCGGAGUGGAUACCACCUCAAGUACCUUUACAGCGGCCUUGCUGUGCCUUGCCAAGAAUCCGGAGAAGCAGGCCGUACUCCGAGAAGAGGUGAUGAAGGUUCUACCCGAGAAGGACUCCGAAUUCACUGAGGCAUCGAUGAAGAACGUUCCCUAUCUACGUGCCUGCAUCAAAGAGUCACAACGGAUCUAUCCUUUGGUCAUCGGCAAUGGCCGAUUUCUCAAUCGGGACAGCGUUUUGAACGGAUACCAAGUGCCAGCUGGUACCUGUGUGUCGAUGGUUCCCCUGAGCUUGCUAUCAAGCGAGGAGUACUUCCUUAAGGCUGCUGAGUUCCUGCCAGAACGUUGGAUUCGUAGCGCCACAGACUCCAACGGGCAAUGCCCGGCAAAUGACUUGAAGCUGAAGAAUCCGUUUGUGUUCUUGCCCUUCGGACUUGGACCCCGGAUGUGCGUUGGAAAGCGCAUCGUGGACAUGGAGCUCGAGCUGGGCAUCGCUCGACUCAUUCGGAACUUUAGCAUCGAGUUCAAUCAUCCCCUUCAUUUAAUUAGCUGUUUCAGAUUCCGAUUGCUUUUUGGGGACUUUUGCUUACGUUAAAGCGCGCUUUCCACACCUCUGCCUCCGCCGCCGUUCUAAAGGGAAACUGUAGAAUCUGAUUUACGACUCUCUCCAACUUCAAGUAUUUCCCCCUCUGCCAGCGUGCCAGUUGUACGCCAGCGUCGACGCUUUGGUUAUCUCAUGCAGGGCAAUUUGUCAAGCCAAAUAACGGUCUGCGUGUCAGUUUCAGUUCCAUUUUUUGCAUCACGGAGAACAGAACAGAACACAACAUGUCCAAGGGAUCGGUCCUACCACAGUAUAUAGCCGGUUUAUCGGCCAGCUUUGGCGCCAUGUGUAUGGGUGCCUCAAUCGGCUGGUCCGAAAUUUGUAAUUUCGAGUUCUUUAAGAGAUUUACUAACUAAUUUCAGCUGUAAAUAAAGAAGCAUUAGUGUACAGCUUA